AUGCGGUGCUUACGCUUUGCAGAUGGCCCCUGGAAGCCGUGCUCGUGUGCUUGCUCGUGUCGAAAGGCGACCACCAAGCGCUCCGCGCAGCGCUCAUCUGUGCUGGCUACUGUCGAUCCAAGCCGCUGGUUGAACCUGUCGAAGAUUAAGGGCGCGCUCUCUAAGUCGAUACAACACUUUCGACCACGGGUAUGGAAAUUGCUUCAGUUUUCAACGCUUGCGUAUGCUGCCGUCGCGGGAGCGACAAGCAUGCUGACUUGGCUCGCCACGCUGCAACCGAGCUUCUCACUCUAUGCGCUCGUUCCGUUUACGUAUCGUGUGCAGCGCCGACUGCACGCGCUAGCCCUCGACCACCCGGACCUGGAGACUAAACAAUCGCAGCCGGCACCUGCCGUCUCAAAGGACGCCUUGGGUGCAGUGCACCGCGCGAAACAAAAGUUUGCGGAUACGGUGCUGAAGCUGCUACUCGAAACACCGGGUAUGCCGCCUGAUCUGCAGGUUCAGGUCCAUGUGGAGCGCGUACCUGCGAAACCGGCUUACCCAAACGAGCCCGAAUUUGUAUUUGCCAUCGACGACGGGCCGCUUUUCCAGACUCGCUGCGUCCAGCGCAUAGCUGGACCGGUAUCGUCCGAGACCGAGAACCCCUCUUCGUUUGACGUGUACGUCUCAGCCGAAAUGGAGCCUGCACUCAUUCCCGCGGCAUUGUCGCAUGCUUUGGCGCAUGGCGUGGCAAAUCAUGCGGCUGAGGCACUUAGUGCGCUCUUUUAUGGUGCAGUCCCGUUGAGCGCCUGGCGUCCAAGAUGUCUUGUGAACAUGAUAGCACCUGCUUCGCUGGCUGCUCGCUGGGGAGGCGGCACAGCCGUCGCUGCCCACUGGGUCGUCGACACCUUGCAGCGCUUCCGCGCGCCCCUUGUGGCGUUGUGCAUGCGACCUGUGCAGCGGCGUAACGAAUUCGAGGCCGACUUGAUCGCUGCAACGAUACUAGCUCGUAUCGGCCUUGAUCCUGCGAGCAUGCUGGAGCUUCUGCGACACGCCGAGGCCGGUACGACGCUGCGGCUCACCAGCGAUGACAAUGGCGGCCGUCAUGCGGUGCACGCUGCAACCUGGAACCGUGACGCGCUGCCCUGGGCUCGCUAUCCUUCCAUUCAACGUCGCCGGCGUUCUCUGGAGCCACACAUGGAACGUCUCAAGCGACUUGAAGCAUUGGUUCAGAAAAGCGAGGGUGCACGAAAUCGUCGCAUUGCUGUCCUACGAGACCAGGUGCAGCGGGAGCUGGCUCGUUUCGAGCGUUCAUCACGUUCGGCUCCGCAGGCUUCGACCGAACAGGGGCGUGUCUCAGAGCGGCGCAGUGCUGUUUCGGGAGACGCAAGUCCUGCAUGGGGUUCAUCCGCACAGGCGCGGUAG
Molecule: messenger RNA, 1404 nt
Organism: Cyanidioschyzon merolae strain 10D
Lineage: Eukaryota; Rhodophyta; Bangiophyceae; Cyanidiales; Cyanidiaceae
Exons: 1
Coding region: 1-1404 (467 amino acids)
Biological process (GO): proteolysis
Molecular function (GO): metalloendopeptidase activity
Source: RefSeq, a predicted model, not a curated record